AUGUUAAAUCGGAAAAUUCUUACAAUUUCCAUUUCCCGCCAAAUAACUGCUUUUGCAUUUCACCUUCUUCGUUUCAAUUGUACCCACCAUUAUCAUCAUCAUCAUCAUCAAUCUCCUUCGUUUUUCUCUUCAAUUCUCAAAUCUGUAAAAAAUCCCACGAUUCUCCUUCAAUUACAUGCUCAAAUUGUCACUUCUGGCGCAACUUCUAAUCAUGUUUCUCUCUCCAACAAUUUGAUGAAUGCCUAUAUUUCUGCUGGUUUAAUUUACAAUGCCCAGAAACUUUUUGAUCAAAUCCCAGAAAAAAAUUUAGUUUCUUGGACAAUUUUGAUAUCUGGGUUUACGAAAAGAGGGUUUUUUGAUGAGGGUGUUGAAUUAUUUGGUAAAAUGGUGAGAAGUGGGUUAAUGCCUAAUGAGGUUACUAUUUCAAGUGUUUUACCAGCUUUUGCGAAUCUGGGUUUGGAUUUGAUUGGUAAAUCGGUUCAUUGUUUCUGGGUUCGUCGUGGAUUUGAGCAUAAUGUUGUUGUUGAGACGUCUUUGAUUGAUAUGUAUUGUCAUUUCGGGAGACUGAGUAUUGCCCGGAAUCUGUUCGACGAAAUGCCUGUGAGAAAUCUUGUUUCAUGGAAUGUUAUUAUUUCAGGGUAUGCUAAUAAUGGGAUGGGAGAUGAUGGACUUUACCUUUUUAAUGUAAUGCGAAAGAAUGGGGUUUCUUUGGAUUAUUUUACCAUCAUGAGCUUGAUAUUGGCUUGUUCGGAACGUAGUCGAGGAAGAAUAAGUAGUACAAUUCAUGGUUUGAUUGUAAGGAUAGGAUACAGCAAAGAGCGGCAAAUUCAAACCGCUCUUAUCGAUAUGUAUACGAGUGGUAGCUUCAUUGAUGAAGCUUAUGGUGUCUUUAAUGAAAUGGUUGUCAAAGAUAUGGUUGCCUGGACUUCGAUGUUGAAAGCAUUCUCAUCGGGUCAGUAUUGGAGCAAGGCCAUUGAACAUUUAAGUGAGUUAAUGUGUGUACAUUAUAUGUCUCUUGAUUCAACUGCUCUUGUAAGCAUGAUUUCAAGCUGCAGCUCUUCAGGAGCUUUACCACAAGGCAGACUGAUUCAUGCGUUUGUAGUCAAACGAGGGUUCAGCAAGGAUGUGUUUGUUGGUUCUGCAUUCAUAGGCAUGUACACAAACUGUGGUGAUUUAGACAGCGCGAAAAAUUACUUUAGCUGGAUGGAGGAAAAGGAUAUUACGUGCUGGAAUGCUAUGAUUAGAGCUGUGGGAGUGAAUGGAAAUGGCAGUGAUGCAAUUCGUCUCCUAUGGAAAUUAGAAGGCUUAGGAUUAAAUCCAAAUGAAUCUACUUUUGUUUCUGUCUUGUCUGCUUGCAGUCAUGCUGGUAUGGUUAAUGAAGGUCUUCAAAUUUUUGAUCAUAUGUUGGAGAAAAGGGGCAUACUUCCCAAUCCACAGCAUUAUGCUUGUCUAGUAGACUUGCUUGGACGAUCAGGACGACUAGAUGAGGCCCAUUUGGUGAUAUCUCGGAUGCCUUUGCAGCCACAUUCUGGGGUUUAUGGUGCUUUACUGAGUGCAUGUAAUGUCUAUGGUAACACUGAGGUGGGAACUGAGAUUUAUAAACAACUACUUAUAUUAGAUGUCACAGAUGUUGGCCAUUUAUGCUCUGUUUCAAACUUGUACUCCUCCAUGGGUGAUUGGGAAGGCACAGAGAUGUCUCACACAGUACGAAGAUCUAAAGGAAUAAAGAAAGACCCUGGGUAUAGUUUGACUGAGUUAAAUUAG
Messenger RNA from Chenopodium quinoa (quinoa), 1764 nucleotides. RefSeq names its product pentatricopeptide repeat-containing protein At1g06140, mitochondrial-like. Gene Ontology annotation, molecular function: protein binding; RNA binding. NCBI's taxonomy places the organism in Eukaryota, Viridiplantae, Streptophyta, Magnoliopsida, Caryophyllales, Amaranthaceae. The coding region runs from base 1 to 1764 and encodes 587 amino acids. The transcript has a single exon. Gene Ontology annotation, biological process: RNA modification. The record is from RefSeq and is a predicted model, not a curated record.